Messenger RNA from Cajanus cajan (pigeon pea), 642 nucleotides. Its product is annotated as Small nuclear ribonucleoprotein family protein. Lineage: Eukaryota; Viridiplantae; Streptophyta; Magnoliopsida; Fabales; Fabaceae. Gene Ontology annotation, cellular component: NatC complex. The record is from RefSeq and is a predicted model, not a curated record.
ACUGGUCUUAACCUAUCUAAUUUAGCAUAAGUUAACCAAAAACAAAUGUGAUUGCGUUGUUUUAGUGCGGCGUGUUUGGGUAUCGAAAAAGCGCGUGAGAUGGAAGAAGAAGAAGGUGUUCCGGUCGAAGCAGGCACCUCCGACGGCGCAGUGAGUCGAGCACGGAAGCUUCUGUUCCGGAGGAUUCUGGUAGGGAUCAAAGACGGAAGGUUCUUCCUUGGCUCCUUCUACUGCAUCGACAAGCAAGGCAACAUCAUCCUCCAAGACGCCGUUGAGUAUCGCAGCACUCGCCAAUCCUCGCCUUCUCCCAUGGAGCAGAGGUGCCUCGGCCUUAUUCUCAUUCCUUCCUCCUGUCGCACCUCUUGCCACGUCGAUUGCUCUCUCCAGGAACACUUCUCCCUCCUUUCUCUCCGCCCUAGCUAGGUUUUCCUUUCUUCCUCUUCAAUUGUUGCUUUCGACUUGUGUCUUGUGUUCUGUAAUUGGAUCUGAAUUUCCUUUGUUGAAUUGCGAAUGUAAGAAAUUGUGGAGAAAUGUACCGAUUGAAGUGUAUGCUCUAUUCUUCGGAUGGAGAAUUUUGGAUUUUUGUGUUUUGAGGUCAAUACACUUCCUACUAGAGGCUUAAAUAUAAUUUGAGUUAAUUCA